UAUAAAAACAUCGUAAUUCUUUUCUAGGGUUUUGAGGUGUUGUCUGUGCUUGUGUUGUUGGAUCUACUACCCUUCUUACUAACGUCACUAUGACUGCUCAAACCAAAGAAGAGCUUCUUGCUACCCAUCUCGAACAACAAAAGAUCCAUCAUGAUGAGCCUGUAGUUGAGGAUGAUGAUGAUGAUGAGGACGACGAUGAUGAGGAUGACGAUGAUGAGGACAAUGACAAUGCAGAAGGUCAUGAAAUUGAUGCAUCUGGUAGGUCCAAACAGACCCGAAGCGAAAAGAAGAGUCGUAAGGCAAUGCUGAAACUUGGAAUGAAACCAGUUACUGGUGUCAGUCGUGUGACAGUCAAGAAGAGCAAGAAUAUCUUGUUUGUCAUCUCCAAACCUGACGUUUUCAAGAGCCCAACUGCCGACACCUACAUUAUAUUCGGGGAAGCUAAGAUUGAAGACUUGAGCUCACAGCUACAAACUCAGGCAGCAGAGCAGUUCAAGGCCCCUAAUUUGAGCAACGUUGGAGCGAAACCAGAAUCCUCCGGUGUUGCUCCAGAAGAUGAGGAUGUAGACGAGACUGGUGUAGAUCCAAAGGAUAUUGAGUUGGUGGUUACUCAAGCUGGUGUGCCAAGAUCAAGAGCUGUGAAGGCUCUCAAAGCUGCCAAUGGUGACAUUGUUGCUGCUAUUAUGGAGCUAACUAAUUAAUGAUCAGAAUUGGUACUACUUUAGAUUUUGGAAUGUGGAGCUAUUUUUCUUUGUGGUCAAUUUUUCUUUGCUCUUGUUCGGUUUGAAAUAGUUGUUUGCCUUUGUUCUAUUUUCUGUGUAAUUGCCCUUGCAAAAAGAAAAAAAAUUAGACUUUUGCUUUAAAAGUUCUUGUUUAACACCAAUGCCAUGAAACACUGUUAUAAUUGUCAAUCAUUUAAUAUCUGUUAUUAGUUCACAUUCAUGGUCCUUCGA
Cicer arietinum (chickpea) is the source of this 953-nucleotide messenger RNA. Its product is annotated as nascent polypeptide-associated complex subunit alpha-like protein 1. Gene Ontology annotation, cellular component: nascent polypeptide-associated complex. The record is from RefSeq and is a predicted model, not a curated record. NCBI's taxonomy places the organism in Eukaryota, Viridiplantae, Streptophyta, Magnoliopsida, Fabales, Fabaceae.